UCAGUCUUUCUCAACUUAAACAUAAAAUGGCACAGUUUCCAGUUGACAUGCUCGGGGCGGUGUUCGUUGGGCAUGUUCUAAGGCAGAUGGGCCACCGCACGUUGGCUGUUGGCUAAAAUGUUAAUGUUAUAAAUAAAUAUUACUAUUCCGGCCUGGUGCGAGUUUAUGACCAAGGCCCAGAAGAAGCGAAACACCCUGCAUUCCCCUGCUGAAGCACUACUGCGUGUUUUCUGCCGUGUCCCAUCGCUUGACGUUAUUUCCAUAAGUUGAUGCAGUGUCAAGCCUCCAUAUUACCUCAAACGCAUUUAAAAACAGGAGGAUGGCACCGUGUUACCAGCCAUUUAACUCGUGCUAAUGUUUAAUGGAUUAUAUGCAAACGUCAGGGUGCCAUUAGCUAGCAGACGAUAGCCAGCAAAUGUUGUAGAGCUGCGUUAUGCUGUGGAGAGUUACCUAGGCGGGUGAGCUGACUUUGCUAGCCAACGUAACGUUACUGAAUUUAUCUAGCUUGGUAAGAUUUGACUUUGCUGACGUUAUUGAAUUUAUAUUGGAAAGAUCUGCUACCCGGCAACAAUUUUCAAAUACUAUUUUCUGGUUGCUGGCGUGCUAGUUCGUGGACAGCAUUUAGCAACGGUCUGGCUGUAGCUGCAUUUUUAUCACUGAUUAAUCCAGUGCAUUGAUUUAUCUUAUAGCUAGCCAAGCUAAGAUCGCAUGUACGGUCGUUGGCUAGGUAACCACUGGGAGCUGUUUGUAUGUCACCUAAACUCGUUUAACGUUAUUUUUGACGAGCUGGUCGUACUGAUGCGUUAUCUGAGAUAAAGGGAAUGGAUACUUAAAGUCCUUGUGAUUUCUUUUUGGACGUGGUCAGCUAAGCUAGCCAGUGUUUUGUAAACGAGCUGGUUUAGUUGGCUAACGGCUGCUAGCUCAUUCUGACUGGGUGUGCGGCGAUUUAGUUGCUAGAUCUCGCUGCUUUUGUCGGUUACUGGGAUUCACCAUUUUAGCUUUUUGGCAUGUCGCGUUUUUGUGCAGGACACCCGUUGACUAAAGACAUAUUUUCGGCUGAGUUAAACCAAUCUAUUAUUUUUAUAUAUAUAUAAACGUGCGUACAUUGUUGGCUGGCUGGUGUUCAUGGCAGAUGCACCGGACUGGCGUAGAUUACCGAGGCAUUACCAGUUGGGCAUGUCAGUUGGCAUGCUAUUUAGCAAGACGUGAGAGAUUUCUAGACUGCUUCAACCAUGUCGAUGUCGAUAGUAUUUGUUUAUAUUUGUGUCCUUCAAAAAGACUUACGUGUCAGUCACUGGAUCAGCCCUUUCGAAACAUAACAUAAAUGUUACUUAUAGAACGUUUUGCAUCUUAAUGGUUCUUUAUUUUUGUUUAUCUUGAAGCUACAUUCAAGGAUUAAUGUGCAUAGCUCACACAAACUCCAAAGUGAGCUAACGUCAAGUACCCUACCAGUAUUCACCCCCAUAGAUUCAUGCUGUUUUUGUUCUGAGAGUAGUUGUACUUAAAUUGGGAUACUAAUGUACUGUCUUGUCUGUCUUUAUUGAAGCAAAUGAACGGGUCUUCUUGGCUUUCCCAUGUGGCUGAACUGGCUCGUAUUGCCAGGUCGCUGAGAUUGUCCGAUAAGAAUCAACAGGGCAGAAAAUACACCACACCAUCUCUCGCUCUCUGAUCAGAUAGCACCGUUAUUAAAAGGAUAGCGUAUGUCGUUGUGGUCAGCACGCAAUGAGUACCGAAAGCUGCAAUUAAUUAAAAUUAAUGAGCUCAAAUGGACGUAGUGAAUGGUUAAAUGUAAUUUAGAAGCGCACAGGAUGUGCAUUAGCGGCUUUCAUGGUAAUUUGUACGAGGAUUCCUGUGGUGGGCGAGCAUUUUCCCCUCUACACCGCUGACAAGCGCUCGCGGACACACUGAACGUGACGCCUAACGGCGGUGCCGAACGCAGAAGAGCGUGUUGCUGUUCGGCAAGGCGUUCCUUACCCAGCACGACCUUUCUGUGUCAAGACUCAAAAGUGUUAUAGGAAUUGACAAGACAGAGGAAGGAGCCGGUAUAGGACACGCGGAGGGGCCGCUGUUUUGAGCGGGGGUGGGGUUACCCCCGUUUUUUCCAUUGCCGGAAGAAGGUGGUUGAGAUUUAGCGCGUGCUGAUCCGAGAGGCCGGGGCCUGCGGUUCCACCGGCUUGGUGUGCGCUCAAGGAGGGCGCAACAGUGUCAAAGGUCCUUCUUCUCCUGCGAUUGCCUUCAAUGGAGUUUACGCCAACAUGCGGAUGGUGCACGUGCUGACCUCGGUGGUGGGAACCAAGUGCGAGCUGAAGGUGAAAAACGGAGUGGUUUACGAAGGAGUGUUCAAGACCUACGGUCCAGAGUGCGACCUGGUCCUGGACGCCGCCCACAGGAAGAGCUCGGACCCGUGUCUGGCCCCGAGGCGGGAGGACAUCGUGGAGAGCAUCAUCUUCAAGGCCUCGGACGUGGUGGUGGUGCAGUUCAAAGAUGUGGACCUCAAUUAUGCCCGGAAAGUUUCUUCAGAAACAGAUAACUUCACGGACUCUGCGGUCAGUGUGAGCGCGCGCAUUAACGGCGAGCACAAGGAGAAGGACCUGGAGCCGUGGGACGGGGGAGAGCAGCACGGCUCCGACAGCCUGGAGUCGCUGGACACGGACGUGUCGAACGGCUGGGAUCCCAACGAUAUGUUCAAGUUCAACGAGGAGAACUACGGGGUGAAGUCAACCUACGACAGCAGCCUGGCCUCGUACACGGUUCCUCUGGAGCGCGAUAACUCUGAGGAGUUCCUGAAGAGGGAGGCGCGGGCAGCCCAGCUGGCCGAGGAGAUCGAGUCCAGCGCCACCUACAGGGCGCGCGUGGCGCUGGAGAACGACGACCGCUCCGAGGAGGAGAAGUACACCGCCGUCGUCCGCGGCGACCGCGAGCCUCACGCCAUCAACAGCAGCAGAGAAAACAAGUACAUUCCUCCGGGCCAGAGGAACAGGGAGGGGAUGUCGUGGGGCGCCGGCCGACAGAACUCUCCCAGGCUGGCACAGGGCAGCUCCGGCCCCCCCACCCCGUCCGGGCCCCCCCCUCCCCGCGCCACGCCGCACGACUACAGCCCCAGCUCCGGAGCUGACCAGCGCGUCGUCAACGGAGGUGCCCCCUGGCCAUCGCCUUGCCCAUCUCCUUCCUCCCGCCCACCUUCCCGCUUCCAGUCAGGCCCCGCCUCCCUCCCGCCCCGGGCCUCCACCCCCACCCGGCCGCCCUCCCGCCCCCCCUCCAGGCCCUCGCGGCCCCCGUCCCACCCCUCUCCUCACGGCUGUCCGGCUCCCGUCUCUCCUCUGCCUAAACGCUUGUCCACUGAAGGUCCCCCCAGGAUGUCACCAAAGACGCAGCGGACCCCCCGGACACACCGUGUGCCCAGUGGCCGCGGGGGCGCCCCCCCGGGGGUGGACUUCAUUUCCCACAAUGCCCCGGGAGACGUGUCCACCACCCCGCCCGCUCGGAGCAGCCCCUCCGGCGGCACCUGGUCUUCCGUGGUCAGUGGAGAGUCCCGGGUUCGAGCCUGCGGUUUGUGUCCCACAGCACACAGACCCCGCUCCCCCAGGCAGAACAGCCUGGGCAGCGCCCCCAGCGGGCCCGCCUCUAUGCCCUCCCCCCAGGCUGGCACCGCCCCCAUCGACCCUGUGACCACGCCCACCUCCGCCGUGUCGCCGACCGCCGCCAGCCCUGCUUCCAACCGGGCCGUGACUCCCUCAGCCGAAGCGAAAGAGUCUAGAGUCCAGGAGGCGAGGCAGAACUCGCCCGCCGCCGGCAAGGACUGCGCCAAACCCAGCGAGGCGCCCCCCAACGUCAGCCGGCCCAUCGGCAAGGGCCCUCCGGCUCUGGCUCCAGAUCACAGAAAACAGAUCGACAAUCUGAAGAAGUUCAGCGUGGACUUUAGGUUGCAGCCGAGCUCCACCGCGGACGCGGCGUUUGACCAAAUGAUGACCAAACCGCCGCGGGACACCGGCGACAAGCCCAAGGAGCUGGCGCUGGGCAAGGGGGCGGAGCCUGCGGGGAAGGCGGGCCAGGAGUCGGGCGCCGGCGAGGACCCCGCCCACCUCCCCACCGCCGUGGGCGUGCCCGCCAGCAGCGGCAGCAGCAAGCCCGGCAGCCCCUCCUCUUCCUCCUCCCCUUCCUCCUCCUCCUCCUCCGGACUCUGCCCCGCCCCUGAGCAGAAGCGGGGGCCCGACGUGACCUCACAGGGGGUCCAAACGUCCAGUCCCGGCGCCAGCCUCAAAAUGGAGGGAAAAGACGAGAGAGAGGAGAAGAAAGACCCGGUGCCUGAGCAAGUCCGAAAAUCAACCCUCAACCCAAACGCCAAGGAGUUCAACCCAAGAGCCUUCUGCUCCCAGCCCAAGCCGGCGACCACGCCCACCCCGCCCCGCCCCCAGGGCCAGCCCAGCCCCUCCAUCGUGGUCCCGCAGCCGCCCACUGUGUACAGCCAGACUGUCUGCUUCCCCCAGAUGUACCCCCUCACCCCCGUGAGCCCGGGAGUGCAGAAAAGCAUUAUCUGGAAGCCUCCAGCUAUGUACCACGUCCAGGUGCCGCACAUGACAGUGAGCCAGAGCAAGUCCUACAGAGCAGGUAAAGUUCCCAGCAUGCCCCAGCAGAGACCGGACCAGCACCACCCGCAGGGCACGCCCACCAUGAUGCACCCGGCCACCGCUGCCGGCCAGCCCAUCGUGGCCCAAAGCCCCGCCUACUCUACGCAGUACUUCGCCUGCCCCCAACAGUUCUCCAGCCCCCCGCUAGUGCAGCAGAUGCCCCACUACCAGUCCCAGGCCCAGCACGUCUUUAGCCCUGUGAUGCAGGGCGGGGCCAGGAUGAUGGCUCCGCCCACGCACGGCCAGGCCAGCCUGGUGUCGUCGUCAACCACCCAAUACGGAGAGCAGACGCACACCAUGUACGUGUCUCCGGGUCCGAUCCCGCAGCAGUACACCCACCCCAGCGCCACGCUGCACCCCCACCCGCAGCACCCCCAACAAUCGGCCACGCCCACUGGCCAGCAGCAGCCCCAGGGUCAGCACGGAGGCAACCACCCCCCCGCCCCCAGCCCAGUGCAGCAUGCUCAGCAUCAGGCUGCUCAGGCCCUGCACCUGGGGAACCCCGGCCAGCAGCCCAUGUACUCCGCCCUGGCCCCCACCCCCCCCUCCAUCACCCCGGGACCCAACCCCCAGUCCCCCCAGACCAGCUACCCCUCUGCCCAGCAGACCGUCUACAUCCACCCCCAGCAGCACGGGUACAACCACUCCCACAUGGCACACGUGCAGCAGGCUCAUAUGCAGUCUGGGAUGGUUCCUUCCCAUCAUGCCACGCCCACUCACCCCCCAAUGAUGCUGAUGGCGACGCAGGCGCCGGGCGGCCCCCAGCCCCCCCUCCAGCAGAGCGCCCUGCCCCCCAUCCCCGUGUCCUCCACUGCGCACUUCUCCUACAUGCCCCACCCCUCCGUGCAACCCCACCACCAACAGCAGUUGUAGGAGAAGCAGAAGAGGGGAGCGGUUUCUUCUUCCAGCCCCCCCCCCCCCCACCGUGGAUCCCCGAAAAGAAGAAAACAGGGAGGGGGGGUCCUCUCGCCCCUGC
Molecule: messenger RNA, 5604 nt
Organism: Anguilla anguilla (European eel)
Lineage: Eukaryota; Metazoa; Chordata; Actinopteri; Anguilliformes; Anguillidae
Gene: atxn2
Product: ataxin 2
Exons: 26
Coding region: 2256-5501 (1081 amino acids)
Biological process (GO): cytoplasmic stress granule assembly
Cellular component (GO): cytoplasmic stress granule
Molecular function (GO): RNA binding
Source: RefSeq, a predicted model, not a curated record